Fusarium verticillioides 7600 is the source of this 1037-nucleotide messenger RNA. Its product is annotated as 7-alpha-hydroxysteroid dehydrogenase. The record is from RefSeq and is a predicted model, not a curated record. Bases 133 to 879 code for a protein of 248 amino acids. The transcript has 4 exons. NCBI's taxonomy places the organism in Eukaryota, Fungi, Ascomycota, Sordariomycetes, Hypocreales, Nectriaceae.
CGUAACGAGGCAGAGCGAUUAUGCCACUUUAAACAUUCAUCUUUCUAUUUAAUUCUCACGAUCUUUUCACAAUCAAGUGUCUCUUUUAUCUAUCAAUUCAUUCAUACAAUAUACAGCCACCCAAUUAUCACAAUGUCAUCCAAGUCCUUCUACGCUCUCAUCGCUGGCGUUGGCCCUGGCACUGGUCGUUCCGUCGCCCUGCGGUUCGCUCAGAAAUACCCAGUCGUAUUGCUUGCUCGCCGACCUGAGAGUUAUGAGAGUACUCUUGCGGAUGUCCAGAAAGCGGGCGGCAAGGCAAUCGGAGUCUCCGCUGAUGUAGGCGACGCUGUGUCUUUGAAGAAGGCUUUCGAGACUAUCAACAAGGAAUUACCAGAUAGUCAACUCGCAGCCGCCAUCUACAACGUUGGAAGCGGCGGCUUUGCUAAGAAGCCGUUCUUGGAGCUCACAGAGAAUGACCUGAAUGCCAGCAUUGAUGGAUCCAUCCGAGCAUUCUUCAAUUUUGCGCAAGCAAGUAUCCCUCAUCUUCUUGAAGCAGUACCGAAUUCUCACUACCCUCCUACUCUAAUCCUCACGGGCGCCACAGCUUCCAUUAAGGGGUCCGCGCAGUUCAGCACCUUUGCAGCUGGGAAAUGGGGCCAACGCGCGAUGCAUCAGUCUCUUGCACGUGAAUUCGGUCCAAAGGGUGUCCAUAUAGCUCAUGCUGUGAUUGACGGAGUGAUAAAUAUCCCUCGCACAAAAGACUGGGCUGCUAAUGACGGUGUCGAGGAUGGAAAGAUUAGCCCUGAUGCGAUUGCUGAGGCUUAUUGGAAUCUUCAUACCCAACAUCGCUCUGCAUUUACACAGGAGAUCGAUAUCCGACCAUACGUUGAGAAGUGGUAGAAAUUAUGUCGGCAAUCUCAAUAAUAGUCAUUAUUAGCCAAGAAAAACUUCCAUAUGGUCGGGAAAUGUGCUUCGCAAAGGCCCAUAACAUAGCUUUAUCAAUGUUUUCGGAAUUGAAAUGAAUAGAAAUUUCUAAUUUCCUCCAUACUUCUUCGAUG